Molecule: messenger RNA, 1321 nt
Organism: Exophiala xenobiotica
Lineage: Eukaryota; Fungi; Ascomycota; Eurotiomycetes; Chaetothyriales; Herpotrichiellaceae
Exons: 3
Coding region: 52-1068 (338 amino acids)
Molecular function (GO): transferase activity
Source: RefSeq, a predicted model, not a curated record
CACCCAUCCUCGGAUCCUGACAGGCUCGGUCAGUCACCUUGAACGCUCAUCAUGACUCAACUCGCGGAGAUCGACGCACUCGAGGUGUUGGUUAUUGUCGACAACGAGGUCGACCCGAUAUCAUCCUACCAAAUUCCUGGAUUGACAGUUGGCGGGCAACUAGCAGAUGUGGCUCUUCGGGGACCGCUCCAAGAUGAUGAGAGAGGUUCCGCGAAGUUCGAGAUCAGGAUGGACAAUCUCUGCUGCGGUGCCCAUGGCUUAUCUUUGAUGAUCACAGCAAUCAAAGGAGAUAAACGCCACACGAUGCUGUUUGAUACGGCACCAGAAGACCACAUCUGGGAGCGCAACGCCAAACGGCUUAGAGCAGACAUUGGAUCGAUCGAGAUGGUGCAACUAUCUCAUUGGCAUCGAGACCACUCUGGAGGUAUGCUGAAAGCCGUGUCUAUGAUUAAUCAGGCACGACUCUCGGAAGAUGGGGUCAUCGUUGAUCUUCAUCCCAAUCGGCCUACCUACCGAGGCUUCCUGGGCCCAGCUGGGCCAGUGUCACUGGAGGCUGACCCAACAUUCGCUGAGAUUGAGGCGGCGGGAGCCACUGUGAUGAAGAAUGACCAACCGCACACGGUUCUAGAUGACAUGUUUCUGGUGUCGGGCGAGAUUCCUCGCGUGACUCCUUACGAGGUGGGUUUCAAGCGCGGCAUGAGGUUCAACCAAGACUCCGCUAGCUGGGAAAGUGACGAACUCAUUCAGGAUGAGCGAUUCUUGAUGUGCAACGUCAAAGGAAAAGGCCUCGUGGUGUUCACGGGUUGCAGUCACGCUGGAGUUGUCAACGUGGCGAAGCACGCCUUAGAGCUCGGCGGGAAAUCGCCUUUGCAUGCGGUAAUCGGCGGCUACCAUCUCGUGGGGCCAAAUGAAGCCUUUGUGAAACAGACAGUGGCAGAUCUCAAGGAGCUCGACCCCGAUAUCUUGAUGCCUGGCCACUGCUCCGGCUGGCGGGCGAAAGUCGAGAUCGAGAGCGCGAUGCCUGGAAAGCUGGCUCCGUCGACUGUGGGAACAAAGUUCUCAUUCUAGGGAACUUACCUCUAUCAUUUAAUCAGGGCUGAAUUUCUCCGUCGGUACAAGAGUGAGCAUAGUAUUAAUGGUUGUCAGAGAACUCUGAAUGAGCAUAUCUGUUUCCAUUCUGUUCAGCUUGCAGCUGCCAUUCAUGCCCGCUUGUGUCCUCAAAACUCGAACUGCACGACGAUGAGUGCGGGACGAAGAGGGAAGUUGCAGGCGUCAAAAGACCUCAGCGUAAAUGAAACUGUGGCAAUGGGAUAAGUGCGAG